This is a messenger RNA of Rhododendron vialii, 3916 nucleotides long. RefSeq lists its product as uncharacterized. Lineage: Eukaryota; Viridiplantae; Streptophyta; Magnoliopsida; Ericales; Ericaceae. Gene Ontology annotation, molecular function: zinc ion binding. The record is from RefSeq and is a predicted model, not a curated record. The coding region runs from base 165 to 2501 and encodes 778 amino acids. The transcript is spliced from 4 exons.
GAAGUGGUCCAAGACUGGUGUUUGGAAGUCGUGAAAAAAGAGAGCGAAAAAGAAGAGAGAAAUUUUUGGGAAAUUAUGAGAAGUCUUCCUUUAUCCUAGUUUCCCUCAUUUGCAAACAAACUGUAAAUCCAACAGAAUUCUACUUAUAGUGAUCGAGUUUGCACAUGGCAUCGGUUGAUAAAACUAUGUUUUGUUUCUGUCAUUGGGGUGGUGUCAAUGAGAUUGGGAGCGAUGGAUCUGUCACGUACGAGGGUGGUACCACUGAGCAGUUUCUAGUGAAGUCGGGUAUAACAUUCGACGAAUUUAAGAACCUUGUUUUCGAUAGACUGGGGAUUGAGCCCUUGCACAAAUUGUUGCACUUUACUGUAAAGUUCAGCCAGAAGCAAUUAAUACGCUUGAAAGACCAGGAAGGAGUGGAUCAUCUAAUACAAUUCAAUGAUGAUUUUGCGCAUGUCUACGUUAUAAAUGAUGAGAAAGCUCUUACUGUAAAACCAGUCAUGGAUCGCACCAUGCUUGUUGUGGAGCCCAUCGCACCUGUUGUGGAGCCCAUCGCACCUGUUGUGGAGCGCAUCGCACCUGUUGUGACUCGCAAGAGGAGAAAAGUAGUUGAGGUCGAACCAAACGAAACGCAAUCUGAGGAAGAAGAACAUGCUAGUGAGAACCACUCGGCAUCCACGUCUGUAACUACGACAUGUAAUGAUGCAGCGCUUCUUGCCCCUACUGCAUGGGAUGAAGCAAUUGUUGGGGAAGGGCAAGCAUUUGAGAAUCCUGACGCAUUUAGGCAAGCAGUUUUCAAGUACGCCAAUGCCAAGAAGUUCCCAUACAAAUAUACUUCUAAUACCUCCAAGUACAUGCUGGUAAGAUGUUGCAUUGACGGGUGCCAAUUUAAACUUACUGCCAGCCACGAGGCUUCUACAAACUUAUUUUCAAUUAAGAAGUUUGUUGGCCGUCAUUCGCAUUCUCUAACGGAUCAAACAAACUAUAAACCCCAAUUCAGGGGUAAGAUGGUCAGUAGUAUUAUUAAGGAAGAGAAUUUGGAUUGUCCGAAAUUGCCGCGAGAACUUUGCAAUGACUCUUUGAAGAAUUUUUCCAUUCCUUUGACCUAUCUUCAGGCAUGGCGUGUAAAGGAGAAGGUAAAGAAGGAACUCGAAGGAGAAUUGGAGGACCUGUUUAAGCUAAUACCUGGGUUUUGCAAUCGCUUAAUUGAGCUUAUGCCUGGAACGGUAGCUACAUGGUCAUCUAAAGAAGACAACACGUUCAAGAGGCUCUUUGUUGCAUAUGGAUGCUCAAUAGGUGGCUUCCAUGCUGGGUGCAGGCCUUUGAUUUUCAUUGAUGUUCGCCAUUUGAGUGGUCCCCCUGAAGGCAGUUUAGUGGUUGCUUCCUCUUUGGAUGCAGAUAAUGGGAUGUAUCCACUUGCUUAUGGUGUUGUGACUUCAGAGGAUGAAGACGGGCUGUGGUUUCUACAGCAACUGAAACUUGUGGUAAGGGACAGGGAGGUAGUCAUAGUUUCUGACAGAAAUGAAAUUAUACUAUCUAGCGUGGACAAUAUAUUUGGUGCGGAUAAUCAUGCCCAUUGUUAUCGUCACGUCCAAGAGAUUUUCAAUGACUAUAUUGAUACUAAUCAAGACUUUAAGUUGAAAAGUCAAGGAAGGGAGACCGCAUGUCGGUACCUCAAUGAAAUUGCUUUUGCGCGAACAUUGGAGGCAUAUAAUAACAACCUUACUAAAAUGCGCAUGUUUCGUAGGGAGUUGUAUAAUUGGGUGAUUGCGAGUGGACCAGAGCACUGGUGUAAUGCUUUGUUCAAAAAACCUCGUUGGGAUUGGCUGAAUAGCAACCUUGCGGAAUCCUUUAGCGCUUGGUCGGAAGAGGAGAGCAUGUUGCAAGUUCCAAAAAUGAUGGAGGCUCAUUGCAAGAGGUUAUCUGAGAUUCUAGUUAAUAAAAAGAACGAAUUAGGAAACUGGAAAUUUCCUUUUGGCCCUAAGAUUGUCGAUAAAGUUUGUGAGAACCAAAAGGUUGGUCAUGAUCUAGUUGCAACCUGUCAAUCCGUUGCUGAGUUUGAGGUACAGGAACAGCGUUUAGGGAAAGUCCUUGUGAAUCUCAAGUUUAGCACUUGUACCUGUUUGGAGUGGCAAAUGACUGGUAUUCCAUGUCCACAUGCAUGCUGUGCAAUUGCACUGGCUCACUUUGACGUGUACGAGUGGGUGGCAGCUUGGUACAAGAAGGAAGUGCAAGAGCUUAUAUAUGCUGAAGCCAUGUGUGAUGUUUCAAACAUGGAAUUGCGUUGUCCCAAUGAAGUUGAUACUGAUGGCUUUCCAAAGGAAGAAAAUGGCGAUGUUGUCCUUAGUCCGCGACCACCAAUAAUUAAAAAACGACCAGGCCGCCCACGGAAGAAUCCUAUCAAGCCUGAAGUCCGUCGUGUUAAAUGUGAUAUUCGAUGUUCUCGUUGCAAUGGUGUUGGGCACAAUCGUAAAACAUGCAAGUUUCAGGUAGUGAUCUCAUGAGAUUACUGCUGUCAAUUGACAAGUGUUGCUAAGAAGUUUCAGUGCACUGGAGUGGUCAUCUCAAUGAACUCAAUUGCUGCAACCAAGCAGGGUCUGAUAUCAGCUGCUGCAGGUACUACACACGCAUCUUGAUAACAGCUUUAUGCUUUGUGACUUUGAGGUGACUGAUCUACCUUUGUCUACAGAUACUGUAAUAUCAGUGCUAGCCCUUUCUUGUCUGCUUGGGAGUAUUUAGAAUGCAAAUUCCAAAAGAAUAUGCACAUGCCAUGUCUUCUUUAAGAACAGGGUAUGACAACAGCAUUCUGCUUUUUUUUGGUAUACAGGAAGCUGGUUUGUUGGAGUGGUUUUUUUUGGUUUACAGCAUUAUUACUACUCUUUUUCUGGAUUGGUUCUUGGAGUGGGCUUUGGCUGCCCCUGAUGAAAGAUAUGUUGUUGUGGGCAUUCUUGUUUGGGAAAAUGACGGCCCAGGACGUGUUUUGAUAAUAAUACCCGCUAAGGACAAGCUAAGAACAUUUGUUAAUGCUGAAAAUGUCCUUAACGGGUAUUAAUUAUCAAAACACGUCAUUUGCCAUCAUUUUCCCAAUUGUGGGAUCUGCGGUUACAUUGGAAUAGGGCUCAUUUUGGUGGUGUUCAACAUGCCAUUUCUCAAAUGAUCGAGAUGAUCAUGCAGAUUUCGGUUUCCGUGAAACAUUAUGUGGCGAAUUCUAGCAAUGGUGCAGCUGAAGAUACUCUUUUUCCUGCUCAUCCGAGACCAGUGGAUGAAUAUAUAUCUGGGCGCAAGAUGGACAGGUGAUGGGCCAGUGUAUGAACAGGUGCGAGGCUCAAAUUAUUGUGGAUGGCGCUUGGGAUCCAGGAGGAUUUAAGGGUGGUGCAGCUCGGGUGAUUCGGGACAGUGGCGGAGUGGUAGUGCGUGAAGAUAGUGUGUGAUUUCUUGCUGCUUCAGCGUUGCAAGCAGAAUAUAAGGCCUGUUUUGAAGUGGUGUUUUUGCAACAAUUUUCCCCGAGUUAGACUUCAAACAGAUUCCUUGUUCAUGACUUGCUUAAAGACAAAGCUUCCUAAUGGAGGCUAGAGGUCCCAUUGGCGGAUGUUAUUUCGUAUUGCCAAUCUCUUUCUUUUGUUUGUAUUUGCAAGGUUAAUAAGGAAGCCCAUACUCUUACCGGCAUUACUAGGGACUCUUCUCUCCCUUGGUUCUUUGGCUGGUUCUUUUUAUUCGGUUGCAUCCCUUGAACGCUCCCAUGUAGGCAACUGUGUUUCCCUCAAAAAGGAUGCUGGUUUGUGAUGGACAACAUUGCUUCAUCUGGCUACCAGGAACAUGCCGAAUUGAGUACAAUUUGUGGCCAAUGACGUUUUAUUUGAUCAUAUUUUUGCUAGAAUAUUUUGGUGGAAGUUGUUUCGACUCCAUUUUGCAUUCUUUU